AACCAAAAAAAAAAAAAAAAAAAGGGAAAAGAGAGGAAAAUGAGCAGAGUAGUUUGUAAAUCACUAAUUCCUUCAUUAUUAGUUUCUUCUUCUUCUUCUUGUCUUCAAUUCAGAUUUAAACAAUUUCGUACUUCUUCUUCAAUAUCAUCACCUAGGGUUUCUCGUAUGGCUACUGAAGCUUCAUCUUCUUCAUCUUCAUCUCCUUCUCCUUCUCCUUCGUCUGCUAUCGAUUUUCUAACUCUUUGUCACCGCCUCAAGACGACAAAAAGGGCAGGUUGGGUACGUAGAGGGGUUAAUGAUCCAGAAUCUAUAGCUGAUCACAUGUACCGUAUGGGAGUGAUGGCUCUUAUUGGUGCUGACCUUCCUGGGGUUGAUCGUGACAAGUGUGUAAAGAUGGCAAUUGUGCAUGACAUUGCAGAAGCAAUUGUUGGAGAUAUCACUCCUGCUGAUGGAAUUUCAAAGGAUGAAAAGAGUAGACGAGAGCGAGCAGCACUAGAAGACAUGUGUAAACUUUUAGGUGGAGGAUCCCGAGCCAAGGAGAUCAGUGACUUGUGGAUGGAAUAUGAAGAAAAUUCUUCUUUAGAAGCCAAAGUUGUAAAGGACUUUGACAAGGUGGAGAUGAUACUUCAGGCAUUGGAAUAUGAAAAUGAACAAGGGAAGGAUUUGGAGGAAUUUUUCCAGUCAACUGCAGGUAAGUUGCAAACAGAGGUGGGUAAAGCUUGGGCGUCAGAGGUAGCAUCAAGAAGAAAGAAAUCCAACUGAAAUGUUGUGGUAGUCAAACUGGAUUACAAUUUGCACCAGGUGUAUGGAUGAUGACCCAAAUUCUAACAGAUUACAGGAUCACUUGAAAUGGACACUAAAAUGGCUCUACAGUGUGCAGUAGGAAUGCUGAGCCCCAUGGAUUAUCUAACGCUAAAAGAAACGUUUAUUUGUUCUGCUUCUUUGCUUAAAAAGUUUCUGCAACAGAAAAAUGCUAAACUUGGUGAUAUCUGUUCAAUUUCAUUAUCUAGAAUUCCUAA
Molecule: messenger RNA, 1019 nt
Organism: Lycium ferocissimum
Lineage: Eukaryota; Viridiplantae; Streptophyta; Magnoliopsida; Solanales; Solanaceae
Exons: 9
Coding region: 40-762 (240 amino acids)
Cellular component (GO): cytoplasm
Molecular function (GO): 5'-deoxynucleotidase activity
Source: RefSeq, a predicted model, not a curated record